Schistocerca piceifrons (Central American locust) is the source of this 974-nucleotide messenger RNA. RefSeq lists its product as uncharacterized. The transcript has 2 exons. NCBI's taxonomy places the organism in Eukaryota, Metazoa, Arthropoda, Insecta, Orthoptera, Acrididae. The record is from RefSeq and is a predicted model, not a curated record. Bases 457 to 810 code for a protein of 117 amino acids.
UCCUGAGCGACACGGUUUGUAGUGCGACUCGCCUUCUAAAGUGGGCAAGUUACGCAGCCGAUACAUGGCUGUUUGGCGCCUGGCACCGUUGCUCUCGAUCUGUGCGCUGGCAUUCGUUUCCGCGUCGCUGGCCUCUCCCAGCCAGCUCCUGCAGGUGUUUAUCGAUCUCGUGGUGGCUGCGUCAGGGAGUCCACGGUCGAAUGGCACCGGCUGCAGCCCGCCGUACCACCGCCACCACGAAGCGGAGAAGACGGAGUACCUUCAGAUGUUGAAGGCCUUGUCGAAGGUAGCCAAGGUCGUGGAUCACGAGGGACGACAGUUCGAGGAACCGCUCGAAGAUGACGCAGGGUCUGGCAGCGAGGCGACUGCGACGACUCGUCACGGCAAGUCGUUUAUCAACCGGAUUCCAAAUUUCAAGAAGUGCCCUCCAGGUCAACAGAUUGACAGGAUAGGAAAAUGUCGGAAAGUGAUCAGCGACUCGAAAGUGUGGGCGACAUGAGCUACAGUCGUGGGCCCAUCCCCGCGUCGGCGCUGGCGCUGCUGCUGCUGGUGCUGGUCGCCACGACGGUGCUGCCACCACCGGCAGAGGCGGGCUUCUUCUUCGGCAGGCGGCAGCAGAGCCCGGCGCUCAGCUGGUGGCCGCAGCGUUCGCGGGUGGCCCCUGCCACCGCCACCACCACUGGCGCACCCCCUGCAUCCGACCAGCCCGGGACUAAGGCCAUGCUGAACUCGAUGCCCAGCUUCAAGUCCUGCCCGUACGGCCAGCAGCGCGGGCACGACGGCAAAUGCCGGAGACAGAUCUUCAGAUAGUCCCACUGCACAAUCCACGUGCUGCCCCAUAUCCGUCUCUUAUCGUUUUGCGUCCUGAGCCACAAUCGCGUCUCUUCCGUUAUACUGUUAGUGAAGUGUCUUGCUCACUUUGUGUAGAAACUUAUUUUUUACUCGCAAAUAAAUCGUGCUGUAUUGAAGCGAAA